CACAACCACAUCCGACAUCUCCAGCCAUCCAUCUCCUUCUUCUUUCUCCAUCACUCCAUCACUCUCUUCCACUUCAAAUCAACUCCAUCCUCCCUUCUACAAUGUCCACUGGCUUCACCAUCCACGUCUCCGGCCUCGCCCCCGAGACCUCUGAGACCAAGCUUCACGACUUCUUCUCGUUCUGCGGCAAGCUUCAGAGCGUCAAGAAGCAUGGCACCGAGGCCGACAUCACUUUCGAGAAGCAGAGCGCCAUGCGCACCGCCCUCAUGCUCAACGGCGGCACUCUCGACGGCGCCCACCUCGAGGUGACUUCGACCUCGCCCGCCGCCGCCGACUCUAGUGUUCUCCCUACCGCUGCCUCGGGAUCGACUCCCGUGGGCGCCGAGUUUGACCAGGAGGACAAGCCCAAGGCUGCGAUCGCCGCCGAAUACCUCGCCCACGGCUACACUAUUGGCGACCACAUCAUCCAGAAGGCCAUCGACGUCGACCAGAAGCAGGGCAUUUCGUCGCGUUUCCUCGCCUUCCUCUCGCAGGUCGACAAGAAGGCCGGCGAGCGUCUUGUCGGUGAAGGUCAGACCCUCUCGUCUCGCCUCCACGACCAGGCCCACACCACCUAUGUAAAGGCCCGUGAGGCGGACCAGCAGCGCGGCGUCAGCAGCACCUUCCUUAACUACUACUCGAAGGCGCUCUCCACGCCCGUUGGCCAGCGCGUCUCGCAGUUCUACAACGAGGCUAGCAAGACUGUUCUCGAUGUGCACGAGGAGGCUAAGCGUUUGGCACAGCAGAAGAAGGCUGCCAGCGGAGCUGUCACGCCUUCCGAGCACGCUGCGCCAGCCCACGCUGCCGCCGACGCCAAGGCUGCGGAGGCCGGAGCCCACCCCCUGGGCGCCGCCCCGUCUGCCGCGUCUGGCGCUCCCACUGACGUCCCUCCUGGUGUGAACGCUGAGAAGGUCGCCCCUCCCUCGUAAAUGGUUGAUUGGUGUGGUGUCGCGAAGUGAUAUAGGAUUGAAGUCGUGGAAGCCGUGAAGCCCUGACUGGUAUCUAUAGCUUAGCUUUCUGGACUUGCUAGACUGGC
Cutaneotrichosporon oleaginosum is the source of this 1075-nucleotide messenger RNA. RefSeq lists its product as uncharacterized. Gene Ontology annotation, cellular component: nucleoplasm. Gene Ontology annotation, molecular function: RNA binding. Lineage: Eukaryota; Fungi; Basidiomycota; Tremellomycetes; Trichosporonales; Trichosporonaceae. The record is from RefSeq and is a predicted model, not a curated record.